CAGCUUUUUCCCUCCACAGCUGCAGCCUAAAGCCUUCGUAUUGUAUAGACGGCUGUUGACUCUGAUUAAGAUUUCUGCCUGCUCCACCGCCUUUCGCUCAUAUGAGAAACCGAUAAAGAGGGAGGUAAACCAGGAAACGUUGUAAGGAUAGGGGGAGGGAAGAGGAGAAAUACUAUUGCGGUACAAAUGGAGGAAGAAGGCGGGAAAAAACGACAACUUUACAAGCCAAACUACCCAAGCGAGAAACGCAGCGCCCGCCUCCCGCGUGCUGGGAAAUGAGACGCCGCCAGAGCGCACCACGUUAUCCUCGUUUUCCGCUCUCCUCCUAAUGGGCGUUUUUCUUCGGGCUUGAGUAAGCCGGAGGUGGUGCUUUUGUCAGGGGCGACGGUAGCGGCCUCGCAGGAAGAACGAACGCCGGCGUGAUGGGGCUGGAGUCGCUGUUGCUGGACGUGGCCAACUGGAGCACGAUCCUGGUGUGCGGGGUGCUCAAGGUGCCUCAGGGAGCCGCCUUGCUGGCUGCCAAGUCCGCUCGGGGAGUCAGCCUAGAGAGUUUGGUGUUGGAGCUGAGCGGUUUCCUUGUAUGCCUGCGAUACAUGAGUUACUACAAUUAUCCUCUGCCAACAUAUGUAGAAUAUCCCAUCAUCAUUGUGCAAGAUGUCAUUCUUUUACUAUUUGUUCUGCAUUACAAUGGCAAAAUGAAGCAUGCUUUGCUUUACACAGUCAUAUUUGUGGCAGGAUGGUACAUAUUAACCCUACAAAAAUGGAUAGUGGACCUGGCUAUGAACCUGAGCACUGUAAUCAGCGCGGCAAGUAAACUUGCUCAGCUUCGGUGUCUUUGGCAGACGAGAGAUUCUGGGCAAGUGAGUGCCACGACUUGGAGUCUAGCUACAUAUACCUGUGCAACCAGAAUAUUUACAACAUUAAUGACAACAAAGGAUACCACAGUUCUGGUCCGUUUUAUAGUCAUGUUGGCUCUUAAUAUAUGGGUCACAGCAACUAUACUGCAGUACAGAAAGACGGCUAAGAAGAGAGACUAAGAUGGGAGUACUUCUGCCAAUUUUAAAUGGUCUGGACCAAAAUGAAGAAUGAAACCAGUAUAAGAGACUGUAAUUAAUACCAAAGUAUAAUUAAGCUGCCAUAAACCAGCAUUCUAUUUAAUGGGAAGCUACUAAUGUUUACACCGCUAGUAGGUAUCAAUAUGAAUUCAGUAGCAGUUUUAUGUCUGUUCAAAUGCAUACUUUGACACGUUUUGUAAAAUUUUAAUGAAUGGACAGUUAUUUUAUGACUGUACCACUGCAUGUGCAUGGCUGUUCUUACAACUUUAUUGAAAUAUUUGAUCAACUUUUCGGACCUCUAGCCUUGUAUCUUUUUAUCAAAAUAAGUGUUUUGGGUAAAGUUGUCAGCACAGCUGUCCCUUUUUGUCAUGUUCCUAGUUAUCUAUAAUGUACUGUGAAGACCAAGAGUACAAGGAUAUAUUAAAUGUUUUUUGCAUGAUUCCCUUCAAGUAUGCAAUAUUAUAGCAGAAACGUAUACCAUAAAGCAAGAACUUCUGGUGUGAGAACACACUUUGCAGGAGUCUUUACUCCUCUAUUUGCAUGAUGAACCUAUUAGUCCUGCCUGCUUUGGAGAAAGUUAAUUGUGCUCAAGUUCCAUGGAUUUUAGGAAGAUUGUAGUAUGGCUAAGUUUCUCUGGAUUGGAGCCUUAGUCUGUUAAACAUCCACCUUCCUAAUGGUAGCUGGCUCACCGUAACAGAGGAACAAUGUGCAUAUAUGUUUAAGCAAAAGCUCUUUCAAAAUAGCUGCAAGAAUGGACUUGUUUCUGUUGAAAUGCAUAUUAAAAUUAUAGACCACUCUUUGAAAUGGUGAUUAAUAGGAGUCUGCUGUACCUUCAGGAGCUUUAGGCUUCAGACAUGCAUCAAUAUAGAUAUAUACUCCAGGAAUAGUUACUCCCUUACAAGCCUUGGGCCCACUGGCUGUGCUGAGAAGCAGUUGCAUGGGCUGCCUUCAUAGGCUUAAGUGAUGUUUUUGUAUGAAAGUUAGAAAAGAGCAGCAAGAUCAUCACAGUUCCAUGCACAUUUCAGAAAACAAAUAUAUAAUCAUAAAUUUAUUUUGAAGGUAACUGGAGUAAGGAAAAGGUGAGAAUAGUCUUUUGUAUGAUUAGAAUGGUGUUAAGCAAACAAAAGUUUUAUAUUAAAUACAGUGCCUGAUUUAGCUCUAUUUGCAAAAAAUAUUCUGACCUUCUUUGUUCUAGCAGUCGUUCAUUAUUUUUAAUGAAUGAGUAAAAUCAAUUUAGUCUAACACUGGGUUGUAAGUUUGUGUUAGAAGCCAGUAUUUCAGGAUGCAUUCCUUGGCAAAAAUUCCCUAUAGUGGAUUAUGGAGUAAAUACUACUAAAGAACUCCCAUUGGGUGGAAAGUGCUACACUCUCAAUAUGAAGAGAGAAGACUUGCUACAAACCAAUGGGGGGGUGCUCAGCUGUUGCCAACAUAGAGCUAAUGGAAGAACUGAAGGAAGCAAUUAAAGUUUGCAUGUCUGUGAUAUCUUAAAACACCUCAAAAAUAAAUUCAAUCUAGUCCAAA
Messenger RNA from Rhineura floridana, 2576 nucleotides. It is a transcript of the gene SLC66A3, whose product is annotated as solute carrier family 66 member 3. The transcript is spliced from 7 exons. Lineage: Eukaryota; Metazoa; Chordata; Lepidosauria; Squamata; Rhineuridae. The coding region runs from base 423 to 1037 and encodes 204 amino acids. The record is from RefSeq and is a predicted model, not a curated record.